AAGAAUGCACCAAUCUGACUGUUGCUGUUGGCAACCAAUGCUACUUCCGGUUGUACCAGAGCGAUUUGAAACACGUUAAAGGUGGCGACAGAUGGACGAAACCUACCUUGUGUAUUGUUCUUGUCUGCUGUGCUCUUUAACAAGGUAACUAGAAAGUUAGGAUGUCGGUCAUCAGCAGCCUUGUUCCUGCGAGGUUCCUGACCAUCAUCGCCCACCUCGUGAUUGUCAUCACCAUAUUUUGGACGCGGGAAUAUAACGUGAAGGCCUGCUUGCCUUUGGAGUUUACACAAGAGCAAUACAACAGUGAGGAUUUAAAGUUGGUGGUGGCUCUGUCAGUCACACUUGGGUUAUUCGCCAUCGAGCUUGCUGGCUUCUUCUCAGGAGUGUCCAUGUUCAACGGCAGCCAAGGCCUUCUGUCACUGACGGUCCACUGCAGCGCCUCCGUUUCCUUGUCUUAUUUUGUUUUUGAGAAGUGGGAGUGCUGGACAUAUUGGAUUAUUUUUGUCCCUUGCAGUGCGCUGCCUGCCCUCAUGGAGAUUCUUCUGCUUAUCGCUGUUUUUGGACUGUCAAAGAAGCCAUUAUAAUGUACACGUGGAUAAAUAGAAUGUGGAAAAGGCAUUUCUUUGUAUUCGGUCUAUAACGUUCACUUGUUGUGGGGUAGAACCUCAUCUCCGGCCUCUCUGUGUCAAGCAAGCACCGGGAGUAUGGCCUUCCUCAUGCGAGUGUUGGGUUUUUUCUGGCUACACUGACUUCCUGCCACAUUCCAAAAACAUCCACUUUUAAGUUCAUUGGAGACUGAAAUAUUAUUAGGUCUGAGUGUUAGUGUGAACGGUUGCUUGUGUACCUUUGCACUGUGUUUGGCUGUGACAAGUUCCAGCUCGCUUCCAACGCUAAUGAGGACGAGUGCUGUAGAAAAUGGAUGGAGGAAAGGAUGUUCACAUGUACAGUGGACCAUGUAUUUGUGGUUUAUCACCCUUUUUUUUUUUGGUAUAUUUUUUUGGUUUUUGUCUGAUUGAAAUCUGUUACUGCACCCUGAAAGUUUUGCAUAAAUGUAAAAUAAUAAAUACACUCUGUAAAAA
Hippocampus comes (tiger tail seahorse) is the source of this 1079-nucleotide messenger RNA. RefSeq names its product transmembrane protein 107 like (gene tmem107l). Bases 162 to 584 code for a protein of 140 amino acids. The record is from RefSeq and is a predicted model, not a curated record. Gene Ontology annotation, cellular component: MKS complex. The transcript has 6 exons. Gene Ontology annotation, biological process: non-motile cilium assembly; protein localization to ciliary transition zone. Lineage: Eukaryota; Metazoa; Chordata; Actinopteri; Syngnathiformes; Syngnathidae.